AUGACCGAACUUUGCAAGGCAGGGCAGGAGGGCGAGAGAGAUCCCGGGAACUCCUGUUUCUUCCUCUAUUUGGAGCACCUUCUCCCCACGUUUCAGCCCGUCUUCUGUCUGCAGUCGUCGAAUUCCACCGCCAGCAUGUUUGUGGGUGGCGUGCGGAGGUUGUGGAUGGACAAUCCUCCUGUUCCACGUCCGCCUGCUGCCUUUCCUCCUUCCUCUUCCCCCGCCGCUUCGGCUUUAAUUCCUGCUGCUGCUGCAAAUGCAACAGCCACUGCGCCUCCCGUUGACCCUUCGCGUGCAGGCAUGCAAAAUCUAGUCCGCGUGCCUGUUGCGUCGUCGCCGUCAACGUGCCGGAUCCAGCAGAAUGACGGAGUCCCUUCUUCUCCCCAGCCUCCCCCACAACCGCAUCCACAAUCUCAAUCUCAGCCUCAACUUCCUCUAUCUCAGUCUCCGUCCGAUCCCUCCCCGAGCCUCCCGCCGCUGCGUGUUACUCAGUUAUCUCAACCUUUGACGACUCCUUUGCUGUCGUUUUAA
This is a messenger RNA of Aspergillus affinis, 531 nucleotides long. RefSeq lists its product as uncharacterized. NCBI's taxonomy places the organism in Eukaryota, Fungi, Ascomycota, Eurotiomycetes, Eurotiales, Aspergillaceae. Bases 1 to 531 code for a protein of 176 amino acids. The record is from RefSeq and is a predicted model, not a curated record. The transcript has a single exon.